AUGAAUUCUUCUAAUAUUAAUAGCUUUCUCAAUCAAGUUUUCGAAAUUACUAUUCCAACAUUACUAGAUAUCGAUUUUAUAUGUUUCACACCAAACUUUUAUCGAACAGACAGAUUCUUCAACGUCUUUGUUGAUGAUCGACCUUCCAAUUUAAAUACUACGAGAUACAUUGAUACAAAAACACACACAUUCACCGGAUUUAAACCAGGGCGAUAUACAUUUAACUUAAUUACAGAUUGGGAUUCAGAAGAUGUGAUAUAUCCUACGAUUUAUUAUAAAAACGAAGCAUUAAAUACAAAAUUUUGGAUUGACUCAAUAGAAAUAAGAGAUAUUCUCGAUACAACUAAUAUUACCCAUAUCUACGAAAUUAUAUUGCUAAUCAUUUCCAUAGCUACGGCAUCAAUUUAUUUUAAAGUUGAUCAUCUCAAUUUUUUGAUCGCUCUGAUACCAAUUUUAAUUAAAUUAUUUAAUACUAACGAUAUACACAUAAACGCAUGCAAGCCGAACUACGUCAAUGAAAAAUCUUUUCUGUCAAAAAUUUUUGAAUUAAAAAAUUAUUCAUCUUGGGCAAAAUUUGAUGAAAAGGUAUUCAAAGAUGCACUAGAAUCCAAACUAGACUAUUCCAAAUGUAUUCUAUGCAAUUACACUCCGCCAAUAAUUUAUAAUAACAGAUCUACAGAAAAAGAUGCUAUUUUCAUGGCGUAUUUCAACAGACCUGUCCAAUACGAAUCUGCUUUAACUGCUCACACGGCUGGCUUCAAAGGGAAGAUCUUUAUUUUCAGUGAUUUCGAUAUAGACGAACGCCACAAAAACCGCGGAAUCUAUAUAAUUCCUGCAGAAAUUAAACCACACACAGAUGGUUUUCAUUCACAGUAUUCUCGAUUUCCUGUGAUGUCACGAGCCAUCUCAUUAGUUAGUGAUCAAAUUGAUAGAGUUAUAUAUGUUGAUUCCAUGGAUACAAUAUUCCAACUUGAUCCAUUUGAUUUCAAUAAUAAAAAACUUCAAGUUAGUGAUCAAGACGUAAAGUACAAAAAGGUCAAAUGGUAUCAUUUAUGGAUUCCUGGUCUUUUUGGGUUUAGAAUGAGUUACUUCAAGAGUGGCUCAAUGAUAUGUUCUGGUGUUUUUGGAGGAAAACUCGAAACAGUUACAAAUUUCAUGAAACUUGUUUCUGGUUAUUAUCGAGUUGGUGAAAACGCCGUCCCUGAUCAAGCUGUGAUGGAUGUGAUUCUUCAAUCAGAUAUACCUAAAAAAUCUGGUUUUUAUUGGGAAGUAAAUGAUGGAAUGAGAUCAAUCGCUUAUUGGAUGCCUGAUAAAAAAGGGAAGAGAUAUAAAGAUGCUCCAUUGGGACAGUAUAGAUGUCAGAAGACAGGAAAACUUAUCCCAAUUGUACACCAGAUUAAUAGAAACCGUAAAUUAUUUAAUGAAUGGAAAGGAUUAUGUGCUGUUAAUAAAUAA
Molecule: messenger RNA, 1455 nt
Organism: Trichomonas vaginalis G3
Lineage: Eukaryota; Parabasalia; Trichomonadida; Trichomonadidae
Exons: 1
Coding region: 1-1455 (484 amino acids)
Source: RefSeq, a predicted model, not a curated record